UCGAGCGUAUGGGCGUGCAUACGCAGGAAAUCAACAACGGUCACAUGAACAUCACUGAUCUUAAGGUCUACAGUGUCACAGACGGCGCCCGUACCAGGAAGAACACGUCCUCGAGUGGAAACAGCCAUCCGGUGUGGCGGAAACUUCCGGAAUGGAGCGACAAGUUUCUAGCGAAGCUGAAAGACGAGGUGACGAUUGCCAAGCCGCUUGUUGGGCUAGACGUCUCACACUUCCGGUUCCUUCUGCUGGGUCCCAUCGGCUCCGGCAAGUCCAGCUUCAUUAACACUGUGAACGCCGCCAUUUCCGGUCGCGUCACUCAGCGUGCGAGCUGCGGCACAUCGCACCACAGUGUCACGACCACGUACACGCCAUACACGUACCGGAAUUGCUCUGGUUCCUCACUGCACCUGAAGUUGUGUGACACACCCGGUCUGGAACCAACCCAGGGGAUUGACGUCACAGACUGCCGCUUUCUGCUCAACGGUCACGUGCCGGAAUUCUACACCUUCAACCCAUCUGUCCAUUUUGGGCUGGACUCCCAUGAGUUCCGAGUGAAAUCGACUGCGGACGCCAAGGUGCACUGCGCAGUUUUCGUCAUCGACGCCUCAACCGUCGACCAUAUGUCCGAGAAACUCGUGGAUACAAUGACGUCAUUCAAGAAAAUCAUGUUCGAGAAAGGUGUACCCCAAGCUGUUCUGCUUACAAAGAUAGACACAGUCAGUGACACCGUCGACGAAGAUGUUUCUCGAGUAUUCAACUGCGCCGACAUCGAACAGAAGGUGAAAAAGGCUUCAGAGGUUCUCGGGUUGCCUCGCAACAGUGUGUUUCCUGUGAAGAACUACGAGCAUGAGAUUGACGGAGAUCGGAACGUGGACAUUCUGGCGCUUGUGGCCCUCAGGCAGCUGCUCUACUUCGCCAUGGACUACUUGGAGAACCAGAAAAUGCAGCAAAAUAAGACGGGAGACUCGGUGCGGCUACAGUGCGGUCUAUGGUGUGUGCCGGCCAAGAAAAGGUGAGCGCGUCUAACCUACGUGAGGUCAUACGUCAUCAGUGUCGUCAUCAUCAAUGUUGUCACAGUGGUCGUCUAAAAUUCAGAAGAAUUGUUUAUCGAUGCGUGGAAAUGAAAGUCACGGGAACAAUAGAGGAAUCUAGUAGUGUGACUCAGAUUGACAUGUGUUUAUAAGUGAAUAUGAGGACAUUCGUAUUGGGACAUUAUAUGCCGAUUGGAGAUAACAUUUGAAACACCAUGGGCAUAGCGUCUCUAUCACCAGUGGAAUGUGUUGAGGAGUGUAUGCAUGAACAGUUUUGUCAUGUGCAUUUAAUUGUUUAGUAUUUAUAUACAUAGGCAGCGUUACAAACAGAGUAUUUCUUUAGUAUAUAUCAUGGUACAACGUGUACAUCGUUGCUUUGAUCAGAUUCAUCGUGUAUGCCACUUUAAACAUUUUUUUUUCCAUUUACAACGAAACAUCAGCCCAAAAUACAACAAACCUUAACAACCUCGUAUCCAUUUUUUAAGACAUCAGUGUUAUUGUUAGGCGAAUAUAAACACCUCAGGCUGUAUUCUUUAGGAUAUUGUUGUUUUUUUAAAUCACAAUCCUUCCGUCCUCGUUUGGUGCAUUUGAAAACGGUUCAAAAUGAUGUUAUCUGAAUGUUUCACAGAUGAUGACUAAGUAAGUCAAAAUCUAGUUCUAGCUCUCAGGCAAUGUGAAUGCGCAGUUCCAAUUUCCAUAUUUUGAGACAUUUCUUGUGCUCAUGCAUUCAGGGUGGAAAUCAUUAUUUAAAUAAAGAAGACGGCGCCAAAUGUUUUUUUCUAAAGAUUUGAAUUGUUCUUUUUUAAGUGAUAAUUAAACGCCUCAGUUGACUACGGUAGAAUCCGCCUGUUCCGUUCAUUUUACUCGACUAUUUGUUUAUAAUUGAUUUGGCUUUUUGAAAAGUCGAUGUCACACAUAUAUGUGUAAUGAAAUCGUACGAACUACGUGAAGCUUCAUAUUUUGACAGUCAUCAUUUUUGUUGUAUAGGUAGCGUUAUGUAGUAUAUUGUAAAUAAUGUAGAGGGUCAAAACUGAAACACAUGUCAGCAUGCACUAAAAUAAGUAUCAGGAACAUUAUAUUUCUUCUGUCAAAGUGUCCGUUAUCUACAUUCUUAUCAUGUCGUCGUAAAAUACAUCUCCAUUUCCUCUUCAUACAAACAAAGGUCUUAGC
This is a messenger RNA of Mya arenaria, 2201 nucleotides long. RefSeq names its product interferon-induced protein 44-like. Lineage: Eukaryota; Metazoa; Mollusca; Bivalvia; Myida; Myidae. The transcript is spliced from 8 exons. The record is from RefSeq and is a predicted model, not a curated record. Gene Ontology annotation, molecular function: GTP binding. The coding region runs from base 9 to 1016 and encodes 335 amino acids.